This is a messenger RNA of Diabrotica balteata, 1059 nucleotides long. Lineage: Eukaryota; Metazoa; Arthropoda; Insecta; Coleoptera; Chrysomelidae. The record is from the annotation of a GenBank genome assembly.
AUGACACUAGUCAGAAUGGACGUCCUUAGAAUUGGUUUACAACUAUUUUUCAUUAUUAGCUUUUCGUCUGUUCUGGGAAAAGCUCGACAAAAUAAAAUGAACAACUUUAAAGUGUUAGUGACUAAUCCUACAGUGCCAGAUUCUGGAAUAACUCUACUAAACGACAAUGGGUGUAAUGUCAUACAGCUUCAGACAGAAAGUAGAGAAAAUAUUUUAAAAAAUGCUAGAGGAGUGGAUGCUUUGUUUUGGGCGUCUGGCGUUAAACUGGAUUCAGAAGUUUUAGAUGCAGCAGGACCACAAUUAAAGGCAAUUGGGCUUAUGUCAGCUGGUUAUAAUCAUGUGGACGUAGCAGAACUUAGGAAACGCGGAAUCCGUAUGGGAAACACACCGAAAGUGCUUAACGAUGCCGUAGCCGAUAUUGCUAUACUUUUAACUUUGGCAGCGUCAAGGCGUCUCCAUGAAGCUAGAUUAAGCAUAGAAAACAAUAAAUGGAUAACAAACGAUUUUGCAUGGAUGUGCGGUCAAGAUAUUACGAAUUCGACAGUUGGCAUUAUCGGAUUUGGUCAAAUUGGACAAACAGUUGCAAGAAGGUUAAAAGGUUUUGAUAUUCAACAGCUGUUGUAUACGGGCCAUAAAGAAAAGAAAGAAGGAAUCGAAUUGGGAGCUAAAUUUGUAUCGCUAAAUACACUUCUCGAAGACAGUGACUUCGUUAUAGUCAUCGUACCUUUAACAACAGAAACACACCAUAUGUGCAACGAAGAAUUUUUUUCAAAAAUGAAGAAGACUGCAGUAUUUAUUAAUAUUAGUAGAGGGGAAGUAGUUGACCAACCAGCAUUAAUAAAUGCUCUUAAGAGGCAUACUAUUUUUGCUGCUGGUCUAGAUGUUAUGACUCCUGAACCAUUACCAUCAAACCAUGAGCUACUAACGUUGCCAAAUGUCGUUUUGAUGCCGCAUUUGGGGAGUGCUACAAACGAAACCAGACAAUCGAUGUCUACUUUAACAGCCCAAAAUAUUUUAAGAGGUCUUGCAGGAGAAGAAAUGUUAACACCUGUGGUAUAA